AUGCCGCCUCAAGUGAAUACCUCUGUAAUUGCUGAGGUUGUUGAUACAACAGCGCCGUCGGCGGUCAAGCCUGUCGAGUAUGAUGCAGACGAAUACGCAGGAGAAAUCGCAGAAGCGGAAAAAGAGUUCUUCUUCGAGCAGUACAUCGAAACGGGCAAAGUACAGCAGUUCGACGUAAAAGAAAAUUCGUUAGACCCCAUGGAUGUCAUUGGAGCAUUCGACGAAUAUAUUGCCAACAAGAACUUGGAUAUCAAAGGAUCAGAAAAAAUUGACAGCGAGGCAUACUUCGGUGGAUAUCGCUAUUGCUUUUACAUUCAAAAAGGCAAUUAG
This is a messenger RNA of Phytophthora nicotianae INRA-310, 330 nucleotides long. RefSeq lists its product as hypothetical. The record is from RefSeq and is a predicted model, not a curated record. Bases 1 to 330 code for a protein of 109 amino acids. NCBI's taxonomy places the organism in Eukaryota, Oomycota, Peronosporomycetes, Peronosporales, Peronosporaceae. The transcript is spliced from 2 exons.